AUGAGAUUUACACUAAUUGUCCUUGGAUUGCUUCUGGUUACUUGCAAAAUUGAUCAAGCUCAUUCUCAUAUUGCUGCGUUCAGCGAAGAUGACGAUUUCUUAAGGAAGUUGGUAGAAGCAGCUGCAAAAGGUAGCAAAGAAAUCGUGGAUGAUUCAAUUAAGGCGGAAAUCAAUCACAUCAGGAAAAUAAGGGCUACAAGUAACACAGUUAAAGCAUGGCUCGAUAGCGAUUUAAAUUCGUGUUCUCUGCCAAGCAGCAAGAUUGGAAUAUUUUGCAAUAUCAGUUAUAACAGUCCAACGAUGCUGGUUAGGAGACUGACUAAAGUACUAGAAUUUGUCAUAGAUCGCUUCUCCAACAUACAAUCGCAAUUUGGAAGUAAUUGCGCCAAUAUCGUCAAAGAAAUAAUGUGUAAAGGAUUUAUACCACAGUGUUCUGUUAACGGGAGCACUGCCACGUACGGUACUUUUGCUAGUUCAUGUGCUGGCAUGACAGCGUGCUCAUCUAAUCUCAUUAAUAUUGAAGGCCAGACUGGGCCACAGAUAUGUGCUAGAGCAGGAACAAAAAUCCAGUUAACACAAUGUCAAAAGUACUCUCCAGGAACGAUUAAUUCACAAAUUUGUGGUAGUUUACCAACGAAUAUCGUAUUUCCAGGUUAUUUGACUACAGAUAUACAGCGAAAAACUCUUUCUAUUGCUGCGUCAAAAACACAAUUGGAAAAAGCUAACGUAAAAAAAAGUUGCGUAGAUAGGUGGAUGAAACUUUUGUGUGUUAAUACUCCAUUUUGCAGUAGCGACCGAAAGAAACUUUAUAGUGCUGUAACGCGACAACAAUGCCAAGCAGCUUUCAACUGCUUGCCAAGUAGUUUUCAAGGAUCGAGUCUCCUUGACUGUACUGUUUAUCCUGAUCAAACUUCGGCAAGUGUAACCUUACCCCCAGAUCAAGCAUAUAGUGGUGGUGGUACUGCGACGGUUUAA
Trichoplax adhaerens is the source of this 975-nucleotide messenger RNA. RefSeq lists its product as uncharacterized. The coding region runs from base 1 to 975 and encodes 324 amino acids. Gene Ontology annotation, molecular function: protein binding. Lineage: Eukaryota; Metazoa; Placozoa; Uniplacotomia; Trichoplacea; Trichoplacidae. The transcript is spliced from 4 exons. The record is from RefSeq and is a predicted model, not a curated record.